AUGCCGAGAGGAUUCCUGGUGAAGAGAAGCAGGAAAUCUACCCCAGUUUCCUACCGCAUCCGCUGUGAAGAUGCUGCGGAGCCGCAGCCGGGAGCUGAGAGUUUCCCUGCCCCGAGCCCGGGGGGCGGUCAGCAGCUCGGGAGGGCGGACUUGGUGUACCCGGAGCAGCCUGUCUACAGCCCGGCGAGGCCGGUCAGCCGGGAGCACAGCCACAAGUUCCACCAGAGGAGUUUGAACCUGGGCUCGCCGGUCACCGCCGAGUCCUUCCCCAACCCGGCCGCCUUCACCGGCCUGGACCACAUCCUGUUCGCCCCGGCCGAGGUCCAGCUGCCCUCGGUUUAUGUGUCCUCGGGGCGGCCGGGAGGAGGCAGCAGCAGCAAACAAGGCGGCUCCGAGAGUCAGAGCGAGCGCAGGAAUAAGCCCGCGGCCAAGAAAACCAAAGCCAUCAGGAAACUCAACUUCGAGGAUGAAGUGACCACCUCCCCGGUGCUGGGCUUGAAGAUUAAAGAGGGACCGGUGGAGCCCAAGCCCAGAUCAGCCUCAGGAGGCGGGGGGAAGCCCCUGGGGGAGUUUAUCUGCCAGUUGUGUAAGGAGGAAUACAUCGACCCCUUCUCCCUGGCCCAGCACAAGUGCUCCCGGAUCGUGCGGGUGGAGUAUCGCUGCCCGGAGUGUGACAAGGUCUUCAGCUGCCCGGCUAACCUGGCCUCUCACCGGCGCUGGCACAAGCCCCGGGGUCAGAGCCUGGGCACCGCCUCCGGGCUCCACAGCAGCAACAAGGGCGACGCCAGCAAGCACAUGCCCGGGGAGCCGAAGGAGAUACAAGGCGCCGAGAGGGACACCCCCAGCCCCGGCUCGGUCCCCUCCGAGUCGGGCUCGGAAGACGGUCUCUACGAGUGUUACCAGUGCGCCAAGAAGUUCAAACGCCAGGCUUACCUGCGGAAGCACCUGGUGAGCCACCAGGUCAGCCCGAGGGAGGAGCGCAAAGCGGCCCCCGCCGAGCCCCAAGUCUUCCCCGGCGGAGAAGCGGCCGAGAAGCAGCAGCCGCCGCCGCCCAGCCAGAGCCCCAAGCCCGGCUCCGAGUACCACCCCUGCCAACUCUGCGGGGAAAACUUCUCCAGCAAAGCCAGCCAGGAGCGCCACCUCCGCCUGCACGCCUCCGAGGUGUUCCCUUGCAAAUAUUGUCCGGCCACUUUCUACAGCUCCCCCGGACUCACCAGACACAUCAACAAAUGCCACCCAUCAGAAAACAGGCAAGUGAUUCUUCUCCAAAUGCCAGUGCGUCCUGCCUGUUAGGGGAAGGGACAGAGAGAGAGAGGGGGUGACAAACUGUGCCUUUCUUUGCAGACCGUUGCUACA
Molecule: messenger RNA, 1356 nt
Organism: Carcharodon carcharias (great white shark)
Lineage: Eukaryota; Metazoa; Chordata; Chondrichthyes; Lamniformes; Lamnidae
Product: insulinoma-associated protein 1a-like
Exons: 2
Coding region: 1-1293 (430 amino acids)
Biological process (GO): negative regulation of transcription by RNA polymerase II; neuron differentiation; regulation of cell cycle process
Cellular component (GO): transcription repressor complex; nucleus
Molecular function (GO): DNA-binding transcription repressor activity, RNA polymerase II-specific; RNA polymerase II cis-regulatory region sequence-specific DNA binding
Source: RefSeq, a predicted model, not a curated record